CCGAGCAAUAAUCCAUAUCCGGAUAUCGAUCCGGGCCGGUUCAUGACGUCGUAGUUACACCAAGCUUCGGAGGAAAAAAACAGAGACAAGUUAACAGAGAUGCCAUACUUUUUAGAUCUUCUGCGGAAACUGAAACACAAGCAUCAGAGGGAGCUUCGUGUUCUUCUCCUCGGCCUCGACAAUGCCGGCAAGACAACCAUUCUUAAAAAUCUCUGCAAAGAGUCUUAUGAGAACAUAUCACCAACGAAAGGGUUCAACAUCAAAAGCGUUAAAAACAAAGACUGGAAUCUAAAUGUGUGGGAUAUAGGAGGGCAGAGGAAGAUUAGACCGUACUGGAGGAAUUACUUUGAAAACACUGACGUUUUGAUAUAUGUGAUAGACAGUGCAGACAGAACAAGAUUUGACGAAGCAGGCGAGGAAUUCAGUGAACUACUAGAGGAAGAGAAGUUACAGGGAGUGCCUGUGUUGGUGUUUGCAAACAAGCAAGACCUGGUGGGAGCCGCUUCGGCUUCUGAUCUCUCCGACUCUGACAAUUUGAAUUUACAAAUACUUCGAAACAGAUCGUGGCAAAUUCAAGCCUGUUCUGCGCAGACAGGGGAAGGCCUAGAGGCAGGGUUAACGUGGGUUAUGAAGACGGUGAACAGCAAAAAGUAAAGAGCAUCCAGCAUUUAGCCCUUUUAUACCAGGUUGGUCGCACCAUUCUAGGAGAGAGCGUUCUCCCUAUUCCAUGCUGCCAUCCACAAUGGUAAGAUAUUUGGUUAGCUCCUGUUAGAAGAACACAUUCAGGAUAUUGUUGUGAUCUUCAGGUUGGACUCGCUAUCUUUCCUGUGCAUAUGAAGCAAUUGCCAGCCAAAGACUUUAAAGAUGACAAUCACUGCCCUUGGCUUCGUAAUGAAUAUCAGCUCCCAUAAUGCAACGGUGGAUUACCUCGCCAGACUUAUGAUAUCGGUCGUCAUGCCAUGUCUGCAGUCACUGCCAUGGUUUGAUAUCUGUGGGACGUUGCAAGGAACUUUUGUUGGGUCAGAUGCAUAAAAAGUAGCAACUGCUGUUGCUAGGCUUUUGCUUGAUUCCGUAUGCAAAAAAAUGAGCAAGCAAACGCUUUUGGUAAUAAGUUCAAGCAAUUACCUACUUUCUGUUAGCAUUUGCUUGACUAUUAAUCUAUUUGCUUAAAAGCGUAUGCAUGCAUAAAGCUAACUUGUUGCUUGUGCAUUUAAGCACUUGCUUGGGUUUUCAAGCUCCGUCAGAGUAGCUUGAGCGUCUGCUUGAUCAGGGCAUUUGCAUUUUAUAGUCAUAUUUAUGCACCUAGGAGAGAACCCCCAAAGGGUACAGUAGCCUUCAUGUACAUGUUUUCUUCCUUCUUAACGUGAAUCUAUUGCCAAAGUACAUUAAUUCAUUAAAUGGAAACAAGUUAGACGAAUAGUUUGAUAUCACGUCCAAGGGAAAAAGUGUAACAUGAGAGAAAAGGCAUAUUUUGAACUGCCAUAUCAGGUAACGACUUACAUUCGAGUCCUGCCUUUGUUCUGCAAGUUGUUUACCCCAGCAUGACGUUGCUAUUGUUCAAUCCGCUAGCAAUAUUGCUUUCUGAAGGCAAGACAAGGGUCUAAGCCCAGGCAAAGGGUUAUGCAUACGAAAUGAAGCAGUUGCUACAUGUAAGUCUUGAUCUUUUGCUUGGCUGGCAAUUGCUCGUGCUUGCAGCAAUUACUUGAAUGUAAUAAUUGCUACUUCUUAUGCAUAUGACCCAAUGACUAGCAAUCAAUCAUGACUUUUGCAAUCAAUCACUAAUUUGCAAUUGAUAGUAUGCUUCUUGCAAUAGAAAAUAUGAAUUGAUUACACUGUAUUUAAUUAUUGAUAAUGCAAUGAAAAUUUGCGAUCAACCGUAAAUAAGUUUGUUACUACUUGGUCUUUAUCCAAGAGGCUUGAAAUACAUUUAUGUGUAACCAGGUGGGUGUUACAUGAGGCUGUUCGUGUAAGUUAAGAGCGAUCUUAAGAACGACUGGUGAUCCCUACGCGCUGAAUAAUCACCAAUGAACAUUUAAUAGUGAAUAUCAUUUCCCACAAGAAAGGAUCACCAGUCGUUCUUAAAGUCACUCUUAAAUGACGAAUAGCUUCAUGUAACGGCCCCCAGGUCCAUUUCUGGCUGUUUCUUGGGCAGAAAUUUCAUGAGGUAUGUCUGUGGCUCUUGUGAUGGGGGGGAGGGGGUGUAGUUGAGCCUAUGAUAUUUUUUCAUGUAGGCACUUGAAAGAAAACAGACAUUUCUUGG
Molecule: messenger RNA, 2260 nt
Organism: Lytechinus variegatus (green sea urchin)
Lineage: Eukaryota; Metazoa; Echinodermata; Echinoidea; Temnopleuroida; Toxopneustidae
Product: ADP-ribosylation factor-like protein 3
Exons: 5
Coding region: 100-654 (184 amino acids)
Biological process (GO): cilium assembly
Cellular component (GO): cytoplasm; microtubule cytoskeleton
Molecular function (GO): GTP binding; GTPase activity
Source: RefSeq, a predicted model, not a curated record